Molecule: messenger RNA, 558 nt
Organism: Amyelois transitella
Lineage: Eukaryota; Metazoa; Arthropoda; Insecta; Lepidoptera; Pyralidae
Exons: 4
Coding region: 118-558 (146 amino acids)
Source: RefSeq, a predicted model, not a curated record
UGUGAAUUUCUGUCUUGUGCUUUCUUUGGAAAUGGGAUACAAGUGAGUCAUGUGACAUAUGUGGUUUCUCUCAUUGCUGUUUUGUAUAACAAACUAGAAGACGGUGGUGUGGGCAAUAUGAGACUAAUCAUCCUUUUGGGCCUUCUGUUUGGUGUUCUCUACUCUCUUCACAUAUUAGUCAAAGAUUUCCAAUCUUUAACGUCAGGCGGCAAAUUUUUGAAGUUUUUGUUCAAACGAGACGUUAGCUCACAGAGCCAUAAUUUGAAAUAUCACGUUCGCUGGAGGAAGAUUUUGCUAUACGAUGCAACACAAUGCGCCCGUUAUUUCUACUGCAGCCUGGGGUCAGAACCAGCAGACAACGAACUAAGAGGAUUUACGUUUAUGUUAACCUUAGAACCUCGAGAAGAAGACAAAACAUCAUUGGAAAUAAUAAAAGCAGCACAUGAAAUGGGGAAUAUCUCCGGUCAAGAGGCAUGCAGACAUAAUUACCCGUAUUGUCCUUUUAAAAAACACAUGUUAUUUGAACUUAUGAAAUAUUUGAUAAGUCAUGAAAAGUGA